Messenger RNA from Hipposideros armiger (great roundleaf bat), 4192 nucleotides. RefSeq names its product diphthamide biosynthesis 2 (gene DPH2). The transcript is spliced from 6 exons. The coding region runs from base 1889 to 3358 and encodes 489 amino acids. The record is from RefSeq and is a predicted model, not a curated record. Gene Ontology annotation, molecular function: 2-(3-amino-3-carboxypropyl)histidine synthase activity. NCBI's taxonomy places the organism in Eukaryota, Metazoa, Chordata, Mammalia, Chiroptera, Hipposideridae. Gene Ontology annotation, biological process: protein histidyl modification to diphthamide.
UAGGGAGUAGUGGGGCCAACCUCUAGCUUCUAGGGUGGAAGGGGCACUGCUGGAGCAAGCUGCUCCUAGGCUGGAGCCAUUCAGAAUACUGCCAUUAUCCUUGGGGUGGGGUGAGGAUUGCAGUGGUAUCAGCAACCCCCGCCCCCAUUAAAUUAGUCCCAAUAUUCAUAUAAUAUGAAAUACAUGCAUACAUUUAUUUAAUCAAUAAUGCUGGGUACUAGGCCCCUAGUUCUGCCUUGCCUUGUUCUGUCUAAACAAAGCUUGAUCUAGUUCAUAGUUACCAUGCUAAGCUGGGAGAAUGGGACCAGUGUAGGAAGGCUACGUGGAGGAAGUUUCAUUUCUGAUGGGAAUGGGAAGUUUCUGAGGUAGAGGACUUGGGGCCUUGGGCUGGAGGUGCAGUGGGGCUGGGUCUCUUUGGGAGGGAAGAAUUGGAGAGUGGCUUUGAGUUCUAGGAUGGGUUUCUGGUGUGGGGUUAUGGAAGCACCCAAACUUGCACAUAGUAGAGGAGAGAUAUAGGAAGUGAGGCUGUGCAUGUGUGGGAGGAGGCAUUGCAUACCCCAGAGGAAGAGGAAGGCCGGACUUAGUGUUGUCUGUAUACCCAUAACUCCCCACGACUAGGUACCUGACCAGCACAUGGUGGUCAGGGCUUGGUCAGGACCAGGGACAGCUCCUGCCCUGCUGUUGCUCUCCUUCCUUUGUACGGUUCCCUCCCUUUCUGUAUCCUCAGCCACUUCCACCAGGGCUGCCUCUCAGUCACACCAGCAUUCUCAGUAAGAUCUGAUUGGUCAUAUCUAGGUUCUCCCCACUCCUGCCUGUGAGCCUGAGUCUCCUUAGGGGUGAUAGAACUGGUUAUGCCCACAUUCAUCUCCUUCCCCUGUUCUUUUCCCUACCUUUGCACAAAUUCUGUAUCCUCCAUUCUUCAUUCUCGCUCAAUCUCUUCCCAUGCCAGCCUUUCAUGUGCUAUCAUCUGAAGCCACUCUGUCCCCCUUUCCCUACCUUUCUCACCUUACUCUUGAUUUCUCACUUAGACCUCUUCUACUACAUGCUAUCCAAGUGUCUCCUCCCCACCAGACCCCCACCCCCACCCCCUCAUGCCCCGCCAUGACCAAUGUAGCACAUACAAGCCAGGAAAUGAGAAAAAACCUGGAUUCUGAAAUCAGACCUAGGUUUGAUACCGGUUGUGCCACUGACUUGCUGUGUCCUAUUAACCAGGUGAUUAGCCUCUUUUAACCUCAUUUUCUUCACCUGUAAAAUAAGACAGUUUUUACUCUGAAGACUAUAAACUAAGAACGUAGUGCCUGGUGAACAGCAAGUGCUCAAAGUUUGCCUCAUUGACAGACUGCUAUGAGGAUAAUAGCAAUGCUUUCAGUACACGGGAUAUGCAAAGGACUACUUUUCAAGGUUUUAUAUCUAAAUUGUUUUGACCCAACAAUCCUAUUAGUACUAUUGCUGCAACCUCCAUUCUGCAGAUGAGGAAACGGCCAUGGAGACGCUGGAGCUGCUCAAACUGGAGUAGUUAUUUUCAGGGAGUUGGUGUUCCUGAGGGCCGGCGGUGGUCUGAACCUGAAAACUCCCAGCUCCUGGAGAGGAGGGGCAGAACUACAACUCCCACAAGGCUCCGCCCCUCCCCCGAAGCACUUUGGAUCGGCGUGGGCGGUUUGGUGGCAAGGAUUGGAGGGCGGGAGCCGUGCUGAUUUAGGAUUGGUAAAAUUGUAUGAGCCCCGCCUCAAAGACCCGGAAGUAAUCUCUCCGGUUGGCCCAUGUGUACCCGGGAAACUAGUUUGGAGGCGCGGACUGACAGACUCGUUGGGGGUCCCUUUUGAGGACGCGAGCCCUGAAGCUGACCGAAGGAGAUCUCCGCUGCUUCCCGCCACCCAAGCUGUGCCCCAUGGAGUCUACAUUCAGCAGUUCCGCAGAGGCGGCGCUGCAGCGGGAGGCGGGCGCCGCGGGGCUGCUCACUCCUCUCGCGGACCUGGACCGAGUAUACGAGCUGGAGCGAGUCAUCGGAUUUGUCCGCGACCUGGGGUGUCAACGGGUGGCGUUGCAGUUCCCUGACCAGCUAUUGGGAGAUGCUGGGGUCGUGGCUGCACGGCUGGAGGAGACCACGGAGUCGAAGAUGUUCAUUCUGGGGGACACGGCCUAUGGCAGCUGCUGUGUGGAUGUCCUAGGUGCUGAGCAAGCUGGAGCUCAGGCCCUUGUACAUUUUGGCCCUGCCUGCUUAAGCCCUCCAGCCCGCCCACUGCCAGUGGCCUUCGUUCUUGGUCAGCGUCCUGUGGCCUUAGAGCUCUGCGCCAAAGCCUUUGAGGCCCAGAACCCAGACCCCACAGCGCCUGUGGUGCUGCUGAGUGAGCCGGCCUGCGCCCAUGCCCUGGAGGCCUUGGCCACUCUCCUGCGCCCACGGUACCUGGACCUGCUUGUCUCCAGCCCAGCUCUUCCCCUGCCGGUGGGCUCCCUCAGUCCAGAGCCUGAGCCCCUUGAGCGUUUUGGGCGUCGCUUCCCCCUGGCUCCUGGGAGGUGUCUGGAAGAGUAUGGUGCCUUCUAUGUAGGGGGCUCUGAGUCCAGCCCUGACCCUGACCUUGACCCUGACCUGAGCCGGCUGCUCUUGGGCUGGGCACCAGGGCAGCCCUUUUCCUCCUGCUGCCCAAACACAGGGCGGAUUCAGGAUGAAGGUGCCCGGGCUGGGAGGCUAAGGACACGUAGACGCUACCUGAUAGAGAGAGCCAGAGAUGCCCGAGUGGUGGGGCUGCUGGUGGGCACGUUAGGUGUAGCCCGCCAUCAUGAGGCGCUAGCACACUUGCGGAACCUGACUCAGGCUGCUGGCAAGCGUAGCUAUGUAUUGGCUCUGGGGCGGCCCACACCUCCCAAGCUUGCCAACUUCCCUGAGGUGGAUGUCUUUGUGCUGUUGGCCUGUCCUCUUGGUGCCCUAGCUCCCUGGCCUUCUGGUAGCUUCUUCCGGCCUGUAUUGGCACCAUGUGAGCUGGAGGCUGCCUGCAACCCCGCCUGGCCACCUCCAGGCCUGGCUCCCCACCUCACACACUACGCAGACUUAUUGCCUGGCUCUCCCUUCCAUGUGCCCCUGCCCCCACCUGAAUCGGAACUGUGGGACACCCCAGAUGUGUCACUCAUUACUGGGGAACUCCGACCCCCACCCGCCUGGAAGCCAUCAAAUGAUUCUGGAUGCUCAGCCCUGACCCUGCGGCCCCCGCUGGAGUUGGCUGAGAGCAGCCCAGCAGCCUCGUUCCUUAGUUCUCGGAGCUGGCAAGGGCUGCAGCCCCAGCUGGGUCAGACACCAGUGAAAAGAGCUGUGAGUGGAAGACGAGGGAUUGCCAUUGCCUACGAAGACGAGGGAAGCAGCUGAUACCAUGUGAGGCCAGAGACACAAAUGGACUUAAGAAUUACUGCUAAGACCUUUUUAGUGUUCCCUACACCAACCUCACCCCUCUGCCAGGAUCCUUGAAGAAGCCUGCAUGGAAAGAGGGUAGGCUGCCCCUCCUUCUGAGGAUAGGAUCCAGCUCUGUCUUGUCCUGGCACUGGCACAAAGCUUAGCACGUAUUGGCUUAGUAAAUGCCUGUUGUUUGACUGAUGGGGACUGAUUUGGGGCUUUCCUGAAGCCUUCUAAGCCUGUCUAUUCUGGGAGCAGUCCAGGACCUCUGGCCAAUUCCAGUUUCUGGUGUGCAGUUAAGGGUCUGCCAUUGUCAAAGGCAGGUAUACAUGGUCUAGACAUGGGUUUCUCAACUUUGGCACUAUUGACAUUUUAGGCCAGAUAAUUCUUUGUUGUAAAGGGCAGUUCUGUGCAUUGUAGGAUGUUUAGCAUCAUCCCUCGUUUCUGCCACCAGAUACCAGUAGCAUCCUUUCCCAAUUGUGAUAACUAAAAAUAUCUCCAGACAUUGACAGAUGUCCCCUGUGGGGGCAAUACUGCCCUCAGUUGAGAACCACUGGUCUAUACUUGUGCUGUCCAGUACAGCAGCCAUUAGACACAUAUGGCUAUUUAAACAUAAAUUUAACUAAUUAAAAACUCAGUUUUCUAGUCAUACUCGUCACAUUUCAGUGCUCAAAUAGCCACAUGAAUGGACAGCAUAGCUAUAGGAGAUCUCCAUCAUCAAAGAAAGUUCUGUUGGAUAGGGCUGGUCUACAGUGACUGAUUUGUUUCUUAGUGAGAUCACAGAAACUUGAAUAAACCAGAUACUUUUUC